This is a messenger RNA of Mizuhopecten yessoensis (Yesso scallop), 4076 nucleotides long. RefSeq names its product bis(5'-adenosyl)-triphosphatase enpp4-like. NCBI's taxonomy places the organism in Eukaryota, Metazoa, Mollusca, Bivalvia, Pectinida, Pectinidae. Bases 323 to 1639 code for a protein of 438 amino acids. The record is from RefSeq and is a predicted model, not a curated record. The transcript has 4 exons.
GUCGGCCGUACAUCCGCUCUCACAGCCACACCGAGACAGCUGGCGGCUCCUGAGAACUCGUGAUCAGUUUCACUCGGUACGGUGAUUUAUAACGCUGUAUUCAAUCUUAAAAUUUAUUGGUCAAUAUUAAUAGACUUUACGAUUAUCAGUAGCAGUUAACGGGGAGAGAAGACUGUCAUAGAUGUGUUUACCCUGCUCGGGAAUAGAGUGACCUUGAGUCCAUAAAGACGCCACCGUACACCCAGCCGGGGAAGUAAGGCUGUGCUCCGGAAGUCUAUCUAGCAUAUAUCUUCCAGUUCUGCAAGUGUGUUGACCUGAGGCCAUGGCCAAGACAAGCCAUUGUAUGUCUGUUCUGAUACUGCUGAUGGUGUGUAUCACCGGGGAAACAGCUGACACAUGUAGGAAAUAUGCCAAUCAAGUUCUUCUGGUGUCCAUGGAUGGAUUCAGGUAUGAUUACCCUGAAAAAGCAGCCACGCCCAACUUUGACAAAAUGGCGCAGAAUGGUGUGAGAGCGGAGUACAUGACCAGUACCUUCACCACCAAGACCUUCCCGGCCCACUACAGCAUCGCUACAGGACUUUAUGAUGAAAGUCACGGGAUCGUAGGAAACAACAUGUAUGACCCGGAGUUUGGCGAAUUCUUUACGAUGAGGUCACGUGAGACAAAAUGGUGGGACGGUGGCGAGCCCCUAUGGAUAACGGCCCGGAGGCAAGGUCUAAGUUCCGGUACCAUGUUCUGGCCCGGAAGUGAGGUGGAGAUUCAGGGUAUUCAUGCAAAUAAGUGGUACAAUUACAACGAAUCUAUUACUUUCGAUCAACGAAUAGACAUAGUCAUUGACAUGCUAAAAAAUGACAAGUACAACUUUGUAACUACAUAUUUUCACGAGCCGGACCGUACCGGACACAGAUACGGACCAGAUUCACAGGAAGUUGUCGAUAAGAUCACGGAAAUGGACGAACUUCUCGGAACUAUCUUGGACAAGUUGAUCAAAAACGGACUCCAAGAUAAAGUGAACUUCAUCCUAACAAGUGACCACGGGAUGGCCGAAGUAGAUUACGACAACAAACUUGUCGAGAUAUACGAUUUAGUGAAUAAAUCCCUGGUCAAUAUCACAGUAGGCAGUGGUCCGAUCAUGCACGUGAUUCCAGAGAAUGGUGAAGAGGACGCCAUUAUAAAUGAUAUAAAUAGUCAUCCGAACUUCACAGCCUAUAGAAAAGCUGAUAUACCGGAUAGGUGGCACUACAAGAACAACCGGAGGGUGAUGCCGAUCUUUGUGGUGGCCGACGAAGGCUGGACCAUAACGUGGAAUGCCACUCGCAGUAAACUUUAUCCGAGUAAAGGUAACCAUGGAUACGACAACGGUCUGAUGUCAAUGAAGCCGAUAUUCUAUGCCAUGGGUCCUAACUUCCGGUCAAACCUUUUGGCUCCGCCUCUCAAUUCGGUUGACGUUUAUCCAUUGGUUUGUGAACUACUUGGUAUAACUCCAUCUCCUAACAACGGUACGCUAGCCAACAUCAUAACCAUCCUGCAACCAUUCAGCGGAGAUAGUUUAGUUUGCGAUGGAGCUAACAGCGUCACUUCCGGUAGAGUAAAUGUUCAGCUUGUGUUUGUAUUUCUCCUUGCCAGAUUUAUGAUAUAAACUGGACAGAGUGAAACGAAGUCGGAAUUAUAUAUAUAUAUAGCAUUAACCUGAUUCUUUGCUUUACAAUGUUUAAAAGUUAAAUUACCAAACAGAAGUCGAAGUGGAAACAAGAACAUAAAAUGGAAAUAAUAUAAUCUCGGUGUUCGACAAAUCUACAUUCAGGGACAACUGGAGAAACAAGGACCAUGGCCAUUGCUGGAUGUAUAAUUUCUGAAAGGAGAUGGUCUGAACUUCAGGUUUAACUUCCGACUUCAUCCGUCUGCACAUUUGGCCACUUCCCGAAACAGACAUACAUCAUCUUUUUGACAACAAUCAAUCUGAUUAGAAUCAUCUGUUACAUAGCUCCGUUAACUUCGUACUAUGCCUGUUCCAGCGUGAACGAAGCCAUGUAACAGACAUUUUUAAUCAGAUUGGACAACAAGAAAUUCAGUAGGGUGAAGUGUUUUUACUUAGUAUCUUGCCAAUGUAUGUUUACUUUGUAGUGAGAAAAUUUUAAAGCUAUUCCAUAGCUCAAUUUUGAUACCUGGGUUCUAAAACAAAAAAAGCAAAACCACUGCCGAAUGUUUUAAUUUGAAACAAUUUAUUAUGGUUCUUGGCGUUACAUAUUUAUGUAUAAGCAAUAUUCAUAAGAUCAUGUACAUGUUAUAGUCUGCCUGUAUAAAGCGUCAAAGUCAUAUUCACGGUACAUAAACGCUAACAAAGCCCCAUGCACUCCCAUAAUUUCCUUUCAUGUGACGUGUUUUUUUGUGAUUCUGUUUGUAUGUAAGCCAAUCGAUUUGACAAUUGAAUAUGUUAAAAUGCAUUUUUUUAUAAACAAUCUAAACAUUGUUUUGGUUUUAUCAUUAAAACUGUUGCACAUGGUAAAUGAUCAACUUGUUUUAUUAUAUUUAUUGUUUGAACUGGCUGUCUAGAUUUUGAAAAAGCGCGUCCCUCCCUUUACACCUACAUCGUAAAAUGAUAUAUCAGGCUUAUUAAGUUAAUUAUACAUGUUUUACCUUAUGCUUUAUUAUAUUUAAAGAAACCUAACAUCUAGAACGUCGCCAGCAAAAAUCAAUGUACGUUGUUUACGUGUUACUCGGUACGAAAAGGAUGUGAUGCUGAGAGUGUCAUUAAAUCUAUUUAGAAGGAGUACUUGAGAUCAAUAAUCAAACACAACUUAUUCAACAGCCUCACGUUUCAUUAUAUUGUUGAUAAUUUCAGCGACAAAUACAUGUACACUACCCGACACGACAUCCAGUACGCUGAUGCACUUUAGUUUUGGCGCCUACAUGCGUUACUAUCACUUUUUAGUUUUGAAUACAAUUCUAAACAGGAGAACUGCAGAGCGAGGAGAGUACCACGAUCUGUAAGCAUCUACUAUUUGUUAAUAACACUUUAUUGAAUCUACAUGUAACGGAAAUAAAUAAGCAGGUUUAGUUUUUCAAACAAUGACAUUUAUUAUCCAGUUUUUAGGUAUAGGAUUACUGCCAAAUUUGGGGCUCUGGGUUCAACAAAAUUAGCACUUUCUGUCUCGAGCAUAUAAACAAUUACACAUAUAUUCAUGCAUGGUAAACCUCGUUAUCACGACCUCAUAGCAUUUUAUUACAAUGAUAUGUCUUAGUUAGAUCUUUUAGUUACACCUUUUAUGUCGAGGUCAUGUCUUAAUUAAUUUGACUCUGAGAUGGGACAUUCUAUUACUAUGCAUGUCUUUAAGUUACCACGUUUAUAUAUAUAUAUAUAUUGCAAUAUGAACUAAGCUUAAAUGUGUAUAUCACAGUAAAAUUAUAAAUUCAUAAUUACAAAUUCAAUUCAUAUAUAAAACCACUCCUACAGUAAAUAUACGUAUCCUUCAGAAAGAAUAACAAUAGUUUUUAAUGUUUCAAAGGUGACAUUUCUGUUCGAGUUGUCUCCCUUAGUCAGGUAUUUUCUAACACUUACCCUAACUACAAAUGUACGCGUAGUACAGCAUUUAAGUACAGCCUGCAGUACAUACAGAUGAACAGGCAAUUUAUAUUAUGUACAGUCUAAAACAAAGUGUUCACAACUACUUGAUGAAAUAUACAUGACUAGCUAGUAUCACAGAUAUCUUUAAAUUGGCACACACACUAAAUUAUACCCUUGUAUUUUAUCCUCAGAUAGCAUGCUAUAUGUGAGAUGGUUAGCCUGGUUGCAUAAAUUGCAUGUGCUUGCACGUUCGCAUUCACUGGCUUUACUAAGGACUAUGCACGUCUUUUUAAACAAAGUCAUUACGCUUUGUAUAUUCAGCAAAAGAAAUGACACUUCACCAUUUACACUACAUAAAGUAAUAACUGAAUAAAAUUUGGCUUUUACAAUUUGCGGGAUAGAUACUUUCAAUCGUAUGUUUUGAUAAACUUGGUUUCCUACGGACACAGAGCGACAACGAUUGAGACGGUUUGUUAUUCGUUCGGACAAAAUAAUUAAUUUCGUUUGAACA